Rotaria sordida is the source of this 1335-nucleotide messenger RNA. Lineage: Eukaryota; Metazoa; Rotifera; Eurotatoria; Philodinida; Philodinidae. The record is from the annotation of a GenBank genome assembly.
AUGUCACUUGGUCAGUUCACUAGUAGAGGUGCAGCAGCUGCUUUUAAAAUGUCACGAAUGUUUAAAGGACUUGGUUGGGCAAUUGGAAUAAAUUCAUUUUUAUGUUCUAUCUAUUAUAAUAUUAUAAUUGCUUGGAUUCUUUUCUAUUUUUUUACUUCGUUUCGAAGUAAACUUCAAUGGAGUGAUUGUGGAAAUUGGUGGAAUACUGAACGUUGUGCUAAUCCAGAGACAUUGAAUUAUUCAAAUUCUACAAUUUUUUGCAAUAGUAUUCAUUAUCAAAUAAAUUGUACGAUACCUACUCUUCCACCAGAAGAAUAUUUUGAUAAUUAUGUUUUGCAUCGAAGUGAUUCACUUGAUAAUUUGGAUUUACCUAGUGCUCGAUUUGGUAUUAAAUUCUAUUUGAAACCUAAUUGGAAUAAAAUUCGUCAAUUUGAUGUAUUUGCUGACAUUGCUAUUUUUUCCGUACUUGGUUAUAUGUCCUUUAAAACUGGUUUACCUAUCGAACAAGUAGCUAAAGCUGGACCAGGUCUUGCAUUUGUUGCUUAUCCACAAGCAUUAUCAAUUAUGCCAGGUGGACCAUUUUGGGCAGUUAUUUUCUUUUUUAUGCUUCUUACACUGGGACUUGAUACUCAGUUUGGCUUAGCUGAUGUUGUUAUUGCCGGUCUACUUGAUACAUUUAAACAAUUACGUCAACAUAAAUUAUUUGUAUCUAUUAGUUAUUGUAUUUUUUGUUAUUUACUAGCAUUACCAAUAUGUGCACCGAUAUUGAUGAAUGAAUAUGCAGUUAAUUUAUCUUUAAUUAUAUGCGGAUUUCUUGAAUUUGUGGUUAUUGAUUAUAUUUAUGGUUUUAAUAAUUUUAUGGAAGAUAUUCGAAUGAUGUUAGGUAAAAGACCUUUAGAACCGUAUUGGUUUUUUACUUGGUGUAUUUCUGAUCCAAUUAUUACUCUAGUCUUAGUUUUUUCAUCAAUUAUUCGAUUUCAACCACCGACUGAAGGUAAUUAUGAAUAUUCAGCAUAUGCUAACAUGCUUGGUUGGCUUAUGGUUUGUUCAUCACUCAUUUUCAUUCCUUGUAUUAUGGUUUAUGAAUUUAUUAAAGCAUGGAAAGUAACUAACAGUCUUCAAUAUAAAGUUAUUGAACAUAUGCCACAUUAUCUACGAAUGUUAACUUAUGCUAGAAAACCAGAUACAGAAUGGGGACCAGCGAAAAAUGAAAAUCGUUAUGGUCGUUAUAAACCGAAGAUCGAGCAAUCAACAUCCAUAAAUCAAUCGAAUAUUAACGACAGUGAUAAUAAUUCGACUUUAAAGUUUAAAAAUAUGUUUCGUACACGAUUAUAA